CGCGCUUUGGUUAUAAGUGGCCUUGAUGGCUUGGUGAGUGAGGAUAUAGGCCGAUACCAGGUGUUAUAGUGUUUUCCCGGUACCUGCUGUAGUCACGUGAGUGACUCCAAUCCAUAACAGCCAAAACGAAACUUCCUGAUAGAAACCUUGACGAUUCUCUAUAGACCAUCCGGACGCGUCCGAAGCAGAUGUGCGUUAUUUGAGAAAGAUAAAAAAAGACCUAGAGGGCGCGCUCCUUGAAUACGUGCCUUUUCCUCUCUAACCGGAAAAUACCAAUUUUGUGAAUUGGAAACCUGAUCUUCCUAGUCGGUGAAUUAAAUUCAACCAUUGCUUGCAUAAUAAAUCUCUGUAUGCUUCAGGUGCUACUUUUGUAGCAGCAUCUUCCUCACUCGUUCAGAUAAACAAGACUUCUUGGUCUACCACGUGAUUGCUGUGAAGUCGAUCAUCCAGAAAGUACUAGAUACAAGGAUACACACGAGUAGCGUUGAGCAGCCUGACAGUAUGACUCAGUCUAACAGUGUCCCGUCACCACCUAAAAGAGAAAGGUAUGCGGCUAGCAACACUCAUCGUCAUCAUACGUUAUUGAAUAUGACUCAGAAAACGUCGAGUGAGCUCUUCAAAGAAAUCCUAUCACCAGAGAUUCUACUUGAAAAACUCCCAAAUGUGGUAGAAAAUGCUCCUGAACCAAAUUGUCCCUAUAAACCAACGUGUAGUAUUCGUGAAGAGUAUGGAAGACCUAUUUACGGUGUUGCCUUUAAUUCGGCCAAUCGGAGUCAACCAUCUGAUCCACUUUAUUUCGCUACAGUUUCUGGUCACUAUGUUACAGUGUACCAGUGUCACUUGAAAGACGUCGUUGAAGAUGCUUCAAGUGAGGAUUCUUCGAGACUGAAGCCUGUCAGUACAUUGCUGACUUUCGCUGAUCCAGCUGGUGAUGAGGAAGAGUUUUAUUGUUGUGCUUGGUCACAUGACGCAAGUGAGAGGUCUGUGUUUAACUCGUGGGGAGGUUGCAGUGAGAGUCGUCGACCUCGCCCGACUCCUCAUCAUCAUCAAGGUGUGAAUAAUUUUCGCGGUGGGUCGAUUAUUCCUCCGCACCAGCAGAUAAUCGCUGUGGCAGGGAAACGUGGUGUUAUCCGGAUUCUUUGCCCCAGCAUGCUAAGUUGUCUAGGUAGUCUCGUUGGCCAUGGAGGCUCUAUCAACGAACUGGAAUUUCAUCCGAAAGGUCUCUCCUUAUUGUUUUCCUUCAGUAAAGAUUACACUAUUCGUCUGUGGAAUGUUGCCACCAAUGUGUUAAUAUGUGUCUUUGGAGGGUCAGAAGGCCAUCGGGCUGAAGUGCUGCAUGGCGAUGUAUCCCUAUCUGGCAACCUCCUGUUGUCUGCAGGGAUGGAUCAUUAUAUAAAGAUAUGGCGACUUAACACCCCUGAGCUGGCGAAUAGCAUCAGGGAAUCUUUUAACUAUCGUCUUCAUACAAAUACAAGGCUGUUCCCUGUACUGGUACAACAAUUCCCGGAAUUCAGUUCUCGUGAUGUGCACGGUGAUUACGUGGAUUGUGCGCGUUGGUUUGGUAGCUUGGUUAUCUCUAAGUCGUGUGAAAAUUGUGUUAUGGUUUGGAAACCUGGUGAACUAGAUAGUUCAUCAGGAAGUUCGCCUGUAGUAUGUAGUGAGAGUGGUUCAGGUGGUGCUGUUCAGGUGUUAGAUGGUUUGCGGCUUCCGACUCGGCUAUCUGGGAUUGUCCCUUAUUCAGAAAACCAACUCCAUACACCCGGUGUACUGACAGACCCCAAAGCGAGCGUCAUUCACCGUUUGAAAGCAGAGAAUUGUAACCUAUGGUUUACUCGUUUUGAUUUGGAUCCGAAAAAUCAGAUUCUUGCUUUGGGCACAAGUAGUGGUCCGCCACGCGUGUAUUUGUGGGAUCUAAAGAAUCCUGAGAAAGCAUUCAAUCUGCCACCUAAAGUGCUUCGUCUCCCUCCAAUUAGCAGAGUUGGUCGAGGUGGUUCAUCGUCGAACCAUGUGGCAAUCAGACAAAUACGUUUUGCAAAUGACGGUGAAAUUCUCUUAUGUGUAUGUGAUAAUGGUGUCAUUGUAAGAUUUGAUAGAAUGUAACUUUUGUAUAUGUUUAUUGUCAUCAAUGGUUAGUUUGAAAUGUAUUAAUAAAUCAUACUUUUUUAGGG
This is a messenger RNA of Trichobilharzia regenti, 2168 nucleotides long. The record is from the annotation of a GenBank genome assembly. Lineage: Eukaryota; Metazoa; Platyhelminthes; Trematoda; Strigeidida; Schistosomatidae.